This is a messenger RNA of Lymnaea stagnalis (great pond snail), 9424 nucleotides long. NCBI's taxonomy places the organism in Eukaryota, Metazoa, Mollusca, Gastropoda, Lymnaeidae. The record is from the annotation of a GenBank genome assembly.
GGCCUACUUAUCAUUGUAUACAGUAUUGUAUCAAUUCAUAGUAAUGUCUAAGUAAUAGUAAUAGUCUUGUCACUGUCACUGACUGCAUGUUAUGUUCGACAACAAAUACUGAGUCCAACCAAAUGGAUUUUGUUUUUCCUAUUAGAACUUUAUCGUUGAUAUUAAUAAUAUUUAUUGUUUAAAUGACUCCGAUUUUAAACAGGAAUCCAGAAUUUCGGUUUGGUCGGGUUUAAGUUUAAUCUAUUCCUAAGUGUAACGUAACAUAAUUUCUAAAUCAAAAUAAGACUAUUAAUAAAUAUUGCGGUGCAUAUUGGUUUCUGCUAUUUUUAAUCAUUAAAUUAAAUUAAUGGCUUUGUCAUGCGGCCGCGUCGUAUAAAAAAUAUGCAAAAAAAUUUUGAGUAAUCUAAGCAACGUAACUGUAGUAAAAAAAAAAAAAAAAAAAUCAAAUUAAAAAAUCCAUACAGCUUCUUUAAAAUUCGUUGAAAAAAAAAUUUUUCUUGGUUGCUAAAAAAUAAAAAUGUGCAUUCAAGUUCAAGCGAUUCUAACAUAACUUAAAAAAAAAAAUGCAAAAAAAUUUUAAGUAAACUAAACAACGUAACUGUAAUAAAAAAAAAAAAAAAAAAAAAUCAAAUUAAAAAAUCCAUACAGCUUCUUUAAAAUUCCUUGAAAAAAAAAUUUUUCUUGGUUGCUAAAAAAUAAAAAUGUGCAUUCAAGUUCAAGCGAUUCUAACAUAACUUUUGCGAGAAAUCUGGCUCUAUAUGUAACAAAAGUUCAAAGGUCCUUUACCCAAAACAAAAUAAUAACAAAUAACUAUGCUGCUUUGCCUGGCUUAUCCACAAUCGCUCAAGCUGAGACUUAAAACUAGAGCGUUAAACAGAUUUUAAUUACAUUCAAAAGUAGGGAAUAACACCUAUUUUCUUGAAUAUAUUAGUGUAUUGUAUUAUGCCUACUAACUAUAAUUAUGUUAUAGGCCCUAGAUGCCUAGCAAGACCUGCCUAACUUCUAAGAAUUAAUUUAAUUAUAACAUUUAAAAAAAUACGAUGAUUGAAUGAAUUGAAUACGGCUUAAACUUUAUUUUUAUAAAUACUUGGUCAUCUUACAGCAGUCUUGGAUAUCAUCUACAUUUGCUGUACAAUGCAACUAUGCAAUCAAUUGCCUAUUAUUGGUUAUAUUUUUAGGCCUUUACUUUAAAAAAAGUCUAAUAUAUAAUAAUAUCUAACUCUAAUACUUAAUACUAAUACCACUGAAGACAAAGGACAAAGAGUAAGAGGAUAAAAGUCAAUAAGUUUAUAAUUAUUAAAUAUUUAAAUUUAAGCCAAAGUAAAGACACCUAAUCCUGAACAGGAUAAAAUAGAAGGCUGUUACUGUUGCACUCAAAAUCAAUAAGUUAUUCAAGCAGUCUAAUACUAAUACUUAUAAUAAUACUAAAUUAGUUAGUUACUUAGUUAGGCCUAUACCACAUACAGUUAAUAAUAAUAAAAAAUACAACAGACAGUGUAAUCUGAUACUAGCAAUAAUAUCAAUAUUAAAAUUAAUGAUAUUAAGAAUGGCUUGCUAUUAUAUUCUGUUACAUUUAAAUAUUUAGUAGGCUAUAAAAGUAUGACUGGCUCCUGUUACUUGAACAUAUAGGUGCUCAAUAGUCCAAUAUUAUUUUUUGUGCAUUGGAAUUCUCACCUACGCUCACACUGAUAUUCUGAGUUCUGUUUUAAUUAUUGUGUGUUUUUACUUAUCACGUGAAAUAUUUUUUAGUUAAUUUAUUAUGGCAGUAUUGUGAGCCUAAAUCUUUAAUUUUAUAUUAAUACAUUAUGUUUUUAAUUUUUACAGUUCUGUCUGCCUGUUUGGUUGCAUCAGAAUUGUUCAUUAUGUCGGUAACCAAUGCCAAUGCGGUUGGCACAGGGAAUAGACUGAAAACAAUUUUCGGACAUCUUCAGCAACAAGAGAUUAGUUCUUAUGUUGUAUCCAUAUUAAUUAAUUUAAAAUUACUUAUUCAAAAUUCAUAUUUCCUUAAAAAAGUUUUAGAUGUAUUUAUUUUAAACAUAUUUCUAUAUAUAAAUAUAUAUUGGGGGGAUUAGGGAGUUAUUUUAUAUAUGUGAUUAGGCCUAUGGAAUAGAAACAUCUAGUUUAUAUUAUUUAAUAUCAUGUAGUAACUUUCUAACUAAAUCAUAAAAAAAUACUGUGAUUAAUUUUAUAUUGUCUGGCUUCUAUUUCUUGUGUUUUUAAUUUGUUAAAAUUUCAAUAACAGCAUUUUUUUUAAUGAUAUUAAAAAUAAAAGAAUCCUUGAGAAUAUUGUAAACAUAUAUGUUCAUUAAUAUUAUAUCGCUCAACAAAUACCUGAAAUGCUUUAACUGGUGAAAGACUCCACAUGUAACUUCUGCAUCAGCUGGAGUGGCAGACACUUUACCUUUCAAAUACACAGUUGAUAAUCCCAAAUUGACUCUUGAGCAGCGCCAAUUUUAUGAAGAAAAUGGAUUUCUUGUUAUAAAAAAAUUGGUGUCACCACAGAAACUUGAUUUAUAUCGGUAAAUAGUGUUUUUUUUUUGUUGUUGUAAUUUGUGGCAUUUUACAACCAUUGAGAUUGUGCCUCAUACUUUUAUGCAUGGUUACUUUAUUAAUCAACUUUUCAGUGUAGAAUUAAAAUUUAAAAAAAAAAUAAAAUAAAUAAUAGUGAUCCCCCCCCCCCCCCCCCCAAAAGGCAAUCCCCCCCCCCCCCCCCAUGCAAUGUUCCCUAUAACCCGGCUAUAUGCAUGCGCUCACACACAUAUCUAUUGAGAGCCUGCACACAUUAUUUAAAUAAUUUAUGCACCAUUUAGAUAAAUAUCUUCCACUCCAUGCGAGAAAUCGUUAAAAAAUAUUACAAUUAGAGGCCUAUUUAUUUUAAAGCAUUUUAAACUUCACUAUGCAAAAAUGAAGAUAAUUAGGCCUAGCAUAUGUUAACAUGGUGCUAUAAAUUUCAUAUUUAAUUUUGAUGCCAGGCUUUAUUUGCUUCAUUUCAUUGUGCCUAACAUUCUGUAUAAUUUCUAAAAUCAUUAGAUAAUAAGUUAAUAAUUCUUUUGUGAAACAUCAGCAAUAGGUUCACAGCCAUUUGUAAAAAAGAAGUUAUAGUUCCAGGAAUGACAAUAAUGAGAGAUAUUGCUAUCAAGGACUCAGAGUUUGUUCCUGGUGAACAAGCUGUUACAAAAAUCCAGGACUUUCAAAGAGAUGAUGUUUUGUUUGAUUACUGUGCAUUGCCAGAGGUAAUCAUUGAAAGUGGGCAUGUGUGGGGUAGCGGGAAUGGAAAUAAUUAUCUUUAUUUUUGGAGAGCUUAGAGGACAAGAGUUUCAAUAAUUAUUUUGAAUAGCUACACAUAAUUAACAUUAAUUUCCAUUAUAGCUAUCUUUUGAUAUGACACAAUUGGGGCUUAUGUGAGGGUUAAAGGUGGGAGGGUAUCAUUCCCCACUCCCCCAGUAUUUUAGCAUUUGUAAUUGUUACAAUGAUUUGUAAUUUUAAAUAAUUGGGUUUAUAACUGAGAAGAAAAUCAACCCUUCUAUCUUUUUUUAAUGUAAAUUAUCCAACAAAGUACUACUCUGUAAAUUAUUGUCUGUCAUUUUUUAAUUUUUCUCAUUUUUUUCUUAUUCUUAGGUUGUUGAAUACGUUGAAUGUUUUACUGGUCCAGAUGUCAUAGCCAUGCAUACAAUGUUGAUAAAUAAACCACCUGACUCAGGUAGAACUGUUAACUAUGCAAUUUUUUUUUUUACAAAUGCACUGGCCUUUGUGCUUGGAGAAUAGUCAUUUAUUGAAUUUGCCUUUGCGCAUAGAGAAUAGUUGUUUAUUAUUGAAUUUGCCUUUGCGCAUGGAGAAUAGUAGUUUAUUAUUGAAUUUGCCUUUGCGGUUAGAGAAUAGUCAUUUAUUGAAUUUGCCUUUGCGCUUAGAGAAUAGUCAUUUAUUGAAUUUGCCUUUGCCCUUAGAGAAUAGUCAUUUAUUGAAUUUGCCUUUUCGUGAAAUUUUCUCUUUUAAAGAGAGCAUUGACCUCGAGUGGUGAUUAAAAUCAAAAUAGCAUGUAGAGGAUUUUAUUUUAAAAAAAUAUUAUUUCUCAUUAUUAUAAAUGCUAUACCAUUAAGUAUGUUUAAAUUUGUAGAUAUGUAAUGAAGAAUGCAGCUUUUGCAUAUUUGAAUUUCUCCAUUAACCACAAUUCUAACAUUUUCUUAUUAUAAUGUUUAUCAGGUAAAAUGACGUCCCGCCACCCCAUGCACCAAGAUUUGCACUACUUCCCUUUUAGGCCUGCUGACCGCAUUGUAUGCUCUUGGACAGCUAUGCAGAAAAUCAACAGAGAAAAUGGCUGUCUUGUGGUUAUACCUGGAACUCACAAAGGGGAGCUUCUUGUGCAUGAAUAUCCAAAGUGGGAGGUUAGCAGAUAAGUCUGUAGUACAUACACUCUACGGUGGUCAUAUUGAAUUGUUAGUCUUGUGGCGCAAGGGUAACAUUGAUCCAUCUUUACAGGAAGUAGCAGAUUCAAAUUUAGUCAAGAGUCUUUCACAGCUAUAGGUAUUAUCAGCUUGAAGGAAGGGACUUGUUAGAUCAGUAUGGCAGCUCUUUCUUGACUAAAAACCCCAGCACAACAACCAAAGUCAGAAAACACCCAGAAAUGUUAUAUAAAAAAAAUCUUAAUGAAAUCGAAUCCUCUUGUGAUAUGCAUACGGUUAAAAUAUCUAAAAAAUCAUAACUCAGGAUGAAAUUUUUUUGAGGUGGUAAUAUAAAUGCUGGCUAGAUUCUCAGAAAAAGAGUAUAGAAUAAAAAUGAAUUUAAGUUUUUAAGGAAUUUCUUUUUUUGUCAACACAUUAAAAAUAUUAAUUUAAUUACAUUUUAUGCCUGUCAUUUAUUUUUUAAUGUAGGGUGGGGUCAAUAAAAUGUACCAUGGCAUUCAGAACUAUGAUCCCAGCCAAAGCAGAGUUCAUCUGGAAAUGGAAGAAGGGGACACUGUAUUUUUUCACCCUAUCCUAAUCCAUGGAUCUGGUACUAACAGGUCAAAAGGAUUUAGAAAAGUAAGUUCCUGAGUUUACAAAGAGUGAUAUUAUUACAGACAGACCAUCCACAAUACUUAAAGGACACCUAUGUUGUUAACAAACACAGAGCGUCUUUAAAAAUAGUAUAUUUCUGUUCCACUAAGUUCCAGUGGUUGGUUUGAUUGCAAUGGUAGGCGUAGACUUAAUUUAAAGCUAAAAUAAUAAUUUGGAACAACCACUUUAUCUGGGGGGUUAAUUAGCUAGUGUGCUGUGAACACUUGUCAUUAUAUCAUAAAUAACAGAUAUGGGGAAUUUGAGAUUCAAAAUAAUUUUUUUUACGUCUAUUUCAUUGGGUUGAAAUAAUACAAGUAGUUGGUCUUUGUCAGCCUCCCUUAACUUAUAAUGAAUUUAUAAAACACAUUAGUGUCUGGAAGUGAUUAAUUCCUAAAGAAAGGUUCACCUCCAACACCUACCGACAACAAAAAUUCAUUCUUGCAAAGAUAAAUGCUGUUGAUGUAUAAUAAUUAAUAAUAUUGAUAAUUGCUUUGUGUUGUGUCUGCCUGUUCAGACAUACCCCACUCUGGAUUGGGGUCAGCUGAUUAAUUUUUUUGGUGGAAAACAGGUGUCUUUGGCAGCACUUGCUUUGAAACCACAUGAUUGACGGGGCUGAAUGGCUUGUACCAAAUUGUGGUAUCAUAAAUAGCGUGCUUUGACAAUUCUAAAUAAAAACAUUUCUAAAGUUGAUUACAAUCUUAUAAAAUAUGUCAAUCUGACCUUGUAAUAAGGAACAGUUUGUGGGGGGGGGGGGGGCAUAUAAUAAAUAGGUUAAAAACUGGAUUUCUAAAACCUGUAAUUGGAUUUAACAAAUAUAACUGAUAUCCCUACACUAGACCAGAGCUCUGCAACCUUUUUUUCCCUUGCGGCACACCCUAGGCCUAUCCAAAUAUUGAGCAGCACACCACAAGUAAAAACAUUGCUAAAUUUUGGAUUUCAAAGUACAUAAGUGAAAUGAUCAUGAACCAUUAGAACUUUUAUACUAAAUGACAGAUUGUUGUUAAUCUAUAUAAUGGCAUGUAAUGCUUGAAGGUAAUGCAGAGCUAAGUUCUAGUCCGGGCCUGCACAACUCAAAAUGUAAGGCGGGCCAUAAUACUUAAUGAAAAACUUGUGCGGACCAUAAUAAUUUAUGAAAAACUUGUGCGGGCCUAAAGAUGAUAUGACAGCGGGGAAAGCUAUUAAAAUAAUAAUAAAGAAUAUUUCGUUACUUCGCUGGCCUCCAACUAGGUGCUUGCGGUCGCAUGCUGGCCAUAUGUUGUGUAGGCCUGCUCUAGAUUAUAUCAAAUGUUGAAGUACUUAAUUUGAUUGAUAUAAUAUGCAAAUACAUACUAAGAAGCAAAUAAAUGUAUACUGCUAUUAAUAAAAGGACUUUACUUCAUUUUCAUUUAUUGAAUAAAUCAUGUAAAUGACGCUGUUGUAACUCCUACCUGACUGCAAAUGAAGCUAGAUAAAAUACUUAAUUUCUGUAAGCAGAUAUCUUGGGAUUUCGGGUUUGAAAAUCGAUAUCUCAGAACACGGGAAAAAAAAAAGAAAUAUUCAUCUAUUCUACAUUGUGUUUCAGUCCAUUUCAUGUCACUAUGCAAGUGGUCAAGCCCAUUAUAUAGAUGUAAAAGGCACAGAACAGGAAACAAUUGCAGAUGAAAUUUAUGAAAUCAUUCGACGCAAACUUGGACGGGACGUGGACAUCACAUUUGCCGUAAAUUUUACAUAAAUAUAUAUGGUGCUUGGCAAAUAUUAAUUUUUAAAAAUUUCAUACAUGAAUAAAUCAAGGCAGUUUAAUGUUAAACUAUAAAGUUUCAACCCUUAUAGAUUAGAGCAGUGGGAUCAAUAAAAAGCUGAUACAUGUAUUGUUAAAAAAAAAAAAAAAAAAAAAAAACUAAUUUUUAAAAAUUUCAAAGAUAAAUAAAUCAAGGCAGUUUAAUGUUAAACUAUAAAGUGUCAACCCUUAUAGAUUAGAGCAGUGGGAUAAAAAAAAAGCUGAUACAUGUAUUGUUAAAAAAAAAAAAAAAAAAAGUACACUUACUAUUUAUGGAAAGUUAUUGAAAUUGUCAUUGAACUUUUAAUAAUCAUAUAAGAAAUUCCAUUUAAAAUCUUUUAUCUCAGGAUGUUUGGAAGUACAAGAGCCGCCCGGUUAAAGGUGAAAACACCCUGAAUUCAACUUAGAGAUUCAUGGAUGUUUGACGAUAGUACAUGCACAUCGAAGACAGGUACAGCAUAAACAUUUAUUUCUACUGGUGAAAUAUUUGUAGUUUGAAUACCUGUAACAAAGAAUAAAAGUAAACUGAUUUGUAAGAAAAACAUAAUUUAUACGAUUAAAUUAUAAAAAGAAAAAAGGGGGCAUGGUUUCUCAUAGGCUCAUGAGGACAUGUGUUGAAUGCUUGAGAAUUUUGUAUCCUUUCAAAAACUUUUCAACUGUUUUUAAAAGAAUUAGUAAGACCUUUUAAGUUUUGUCAUAAAAUGAUUUGUUGCUUUUCUUAAUUUAAGUUUCAUUUAUUUAUUUUUUCUUUAUUUCUAAAGAACUAUUUUUUUAUGUCCAUAUUUUUGCAUCUUCCUUUUUCUGGUACCAUUUAAAAAAAAACAACUAAUCCCUUUCGAGGGUGUUUGUAUUAGUAAAGCAACAUUUUUUUCUUAUUAUCCAGCUAAGUAUUGGGCCAAAUGAUCACCUGGAGCAGGAAGACCUAGCUAGAUUUUUUUUAAAAUUAAAAAAAUAUUUUUAAAAACUGCAUUUUUAUUAGCAGCACCACAUGUUUUUGUGGUUAUUUUUGUUUGGCGCAUUAUUUGUACCAAUAACGGUGCAUAUUUUUGCUUGUUUCUAUCAAGUUAAUUAAAUGAGGAAAACUACCAUUGCUGAAUUAUUUUCAUAUUUAUAUUAUUAAAAUAUUAUUCAUCUGGCCGAGAGGAGGUGGGGGAAGAAUUGGGGUUGUAGUAAUGUUUUAGCACUGGGUGUGGUGUUGCAUAAGAUUUAGAAUCCCUGCCUUAAUGGAUGGCUUUUUUAUAUGAAAAGAAGUUGUUCACAGAGGUGGAGUCGCAAAGAGAAAUUUCAACCUCAUUUAAAACUUUUUUAAUUAAAUUUGUACUAAAUAUAAUUUUUGGUUCUUCCUUUAUUUUUGCAUUUUCAUAAUUAUAAUUUAAGUCUUCACUUUGAUUUUAAAGCAACCAAUUUUUACUUACAUAUAUAUUUAUUCAAGUCUUCAUCUUAUAACAGAUUCAGAGUGUAGAUUUUUGUUUAAGUUGAGUAUUAGGAUUGAAGAGUUGAACAAAUAAUUUGUUGACAAUUGUACCUGUUGAUGAAAUAAAUAAAUGAUGUCUGAUUUAUGUUUACAAACUUUUUAAAAUUUCCUUUUAUUCAUAAUUAAAUUUAAAGGCUCUAUUCCAUUUCAAGGCUUGUAUGAUUCAGUAAGUAAGACAAUACAAAUGUUCAAUUUGGGGUUCAUAUCAAAACUUCAUAUUUCUCUAAAAGAACUGUUAAGCACUUUUAGUUAGUAACUAUUCAUAAAAGUAUAACUACUUGCGCAUUGCUUCAAAUUUAAAUUAUCUACAAAUAAUAUGCAUUUCAAUCCAGUGGAAAAGAUGAUGAAUUGAGAAUAAGGUUUUUCAUAUCCUGGCCUUUGGCUUAUCCCGGGAAAACCUGAACGAAGUUUUUCUCAUCCUGGGAUUAAAGUAAUUUAAUUAAAAUAUAUUAUGAACUGAAUUGAACUAUAAAAGAGUUGAUUUUCAUUGUUGUAAAAUUGUUAUUGUCUAUUAAUGAAUAAUACAAUAUUAAGGUUAGUUGAGAGUUUGGUCCCUUGCUACUAGUUGCUUCACUUUCCAAUGCAUAUCCCUAAUAAUGGAUAAUUAGCUAAUAAUAUGCUUGUUACGCAAAAGUUGGAUAAAACUGCGUGAAGAAAAAACAAACUCAACACUUUGAAUUUUGCAUUCUUUCUAGUUUUUAACCAAUCACUAUAUCUUUUAAAGAAACUAUUUAAUUGCUUAUCAAAUUUGCUGACAAAACUGGUAUUUUUCCAAAAGGUCUACUUGAUUAGAUAAAUGACAGCCAAUACAUUUUGAUCAGCUGGGACAUGUCCUUCAUGAUAACAGAUAACAUGAACUGAUGUAACAACAAAAGAUAUUUCUAUCACUUUAAAAAAAAAAUCUUAUCAAUAACAUUAUUAUUAAAAUGAUUCCUUAAAAUAGAUCAAAUCUUACAUAAAAAUAAACUUUAAUAAAGCUAAAAUCCAAUGUUGACUUGAUGCAAAUAAAUCAAACCAAAUUUGUAAUGUGUUUUUUUCUUCCCAAAGCCCAAACACAAAAUGCAGAAUAAAUAUUAAUCCAAGUGAAGCUGUAUUACAAUUUUUCUUGUUAUGUGAAUGAUUCAUUACUAAGAGACAUCAUAUAUAAUUCUUAAUUUCUUU